Coccinella septempunctata (seven-spotted ladybird) is the source of this 622-nucleotide messenger RNA. RefSeq lists its product as uncharacterized. Bases 1 to 390 code for a protein of 129 amino acids. The transcript is spliced from 3 exons. The record is from RefSeq and is a predicted model, not a curated record. NCBI's taxonomy places the organism in Eukaryota, Metazoa, Arthropoda, Insecta, Coleoptera, Coccinellidae.
AUGGAUAGUGAGACAAGGACGUUCUAUUAUAUUGUUAUUGUUUGGGUGCUUCUGGUGCUUCUAGGUGCUUUGAUGCAAAGAUGCUGUGCAUAUCGUGAUAUUCAAACUGUUUACACCAAUUACUUAUAUGGGGACACCGGACCGCCUAAUGAUCUUUUUUCUCAAGGAAACGGAGCUGGAAACACAGAGAGUUAUGUCAGAUCUUCGGAGAUUUUCAGAACUCGCUCUGAACAAGGAGAACCUUCAGUGAAAACAAAUGAGUUUGAUAAACCUCCAAGUUAUAAUGAAGAUCUCCCCACUUACAUACAGGCCAUCGAGAUGGAAAGAAAAAUGAAUAUAGGGAAAAAUAAUAAGGCCCCAAAUCUGAAGGAAAUCAAAUUCAAAGUGUGAGUGGUGCGGUUAUUCAAAAUUUAUUGCGCGAAUUUUACUCCUGGUACAAAUCUACCAUGGUUGGAAAAUUUAUAGUUUUUCUUCAAGGGAUCGUUGUGUGAACAAUUUUCUUGAAGUGAAUUUUGUGAAUAGAAGGUGUAUGAUAUGUUCUUUAUACGAUUGGUAGUUUUAAUUCUAGGAAAUAUUGUGGUUAUCGUAAAUUAUCAAUAAGUUGAUACAUAUUUGAUUUAAA